AUGCACCUAUAAGCUGCUUUGCCAGCCGCCAAUAAAACACCAAAGAAGAAGAAGAAGCCGCAAAGAUGUUCAGCGAGUUCAAAGUUUUCCUAACACACCAGGUGUGAAGCCCCAUAAAGGAUCAUAUUGACGGUGGGUGGGGAGGUCUAACCACCAGGCGGAGGGGGAAUGGUCCAUGGGUAAUAGUGCUGCCACCACAGCUGGAAACACUGACCUACUCUGCCUUUAAUGGAACAUUUGUUAUCUGUUAGAUCAUAAUAGAAGUGUAUAGGGAAGAUGUACAGAUAUACAGAGAAGAUAUCAGAAUUUGAAAUGAGGAAGAGGAAGAGGAAGAUAUCUUCAUCUCCAGAACCCAGCUGUGUGUCUCUGAAGAGCAGUCAAUCCAUAAAUCCUCCUCCUAAAUUCUGCGAUGAACCAGUGACCUCUGACCCCAGUGUGGAUCAUGGAGGAGAGAGCAGGAUGAGAGCAGGACUACAAAAGUAUGCCUGUGAUCUCACACUGGACCCAAACACAGCAAACACUCAACUCAUUCUGUCUGAUGAGAACAGGAAGAUCACAAGUGUGGAAGAUCUUCAGCCGUAUCCUGAUCAUCCAGAGAGAUUUGAAUAUGCUCCUCAGGUUCUGAGUGUUGAGAGUCUGACUGGACAAUGUUACUGGGAGGCUGAAUGGAGUGGGAGGUUUGCUAUUAUAGCAGUGUCAUAUAAAGGAAUCAGCAGGAAAGGAGGAUGGAGUGACUGUUGGUUUGGAUUCAGUGACAAAUCCUGGAGUCUGUUCUGCUCUAAUAAUAGAUUUACUGUCUGGCACAAUAAUAAAUACACUUAUAUACCCACCGUCCGUUCAUCCUCUAAUAGAGUAGGAGUGUAUGUGGACGUGUCGGCCGGCUCUCUGUCCUUCUACAGCGUCUCUGACACACACACACUCACACACUUACACACAUUCAACACCACAUUCACCGAACCCCUUUAUGCUGGAUUUAGACUUUAUCAGAUGAACUCCUCAGUGUCUCUGUGUGAUAUUAAAGAGCCUCCUGUGAGAAUCAUCAGUGAUCCACACGCCGCCGGGUCCUCAAACCUCAAAUCUUCUGUGCUCGAUAUUGAACCGCUGCUGAAGUGUCAGUCUUGCGUCCAUAUAGCUGAUCCAGAUCAGUGGGUUCAGAUUGAGCCGUCGGCCUGUACAGAUAAAGGAGUUUCAAAGUUCAGGAUCAGUACUCGGCCAGGCCGUUACGAGUGUGUCAGGACCAGGAUGCGAUGGGUCAGUGAUUAUGACGUCACCCUUCAGUAUCACACCGUAGACGGACACUUCCUCAACAAAGAGCUGGAGAAGCUGCAGUGCAACCGGAUCGCUCCAGUGAUGGACGUGACGGUGAUCUCAGGGAAACUGGAGGAAGUUCAUCUGCCACAUUACGCCUGUUUAGGAGAGUCUGGAGCUUCCCUCAGAGAUGCUGUGAAAGUCCUCAGUGUAAAAGAUGAGGGAAUAACCACAGAACCAGUGAAGUUGACACGAUUCCAUGCUAAGAUUGUCAAACCAUCCUUCUCUCUUAAAACAUUAAUUAUAAGUUGGAUAAUGGGAUGGGAUGAACACUGCGAUCUUCUUCUCUACAUGCGCGCUAAAGAUCCUCUCAUUCUACACGUCUACUUUUUUCCAUUUGAUGAUUGUGCGAAAGAAAAAGUUGAGAAGAUUGAAAAAUCAAGUUAUUGGAUCUUGCAUCCCAGACCUGACAGGCCGUUUCGGAUGAAAACUCCACACAGUCUUGAUGUUCCUGGCGCUUCUGUCCAUCCCAAAGAAGGGAUCACAUUCAGAAGAGAAACUGACCCAAAUUUCUUCAAGAUCAGGAGCAAGACACAUCUGGAGAACGAUUUUCAUAUGAGUCUGAUCAGAGAGGAGGACAAGAAGAUUGUCUGGAGUGCAACACUUGAGAAAGAGGAACUUGAUCAGAUUCAUCCACAGAGACACGAGUCGCGUCCACAGAGAGAGGAGUUGCGUCCACAGAGAGAGGAGUCGCGUCCACAGAGAGACGAGUCGCGUCCACAGAGAGACGAGUCGCGUCCACAGAGAGACGAGUCACGUCCACAGAGAGAGGAGUCGCGUCCACAGAGAGAGGAGUCGCGUCCACAGAGAGAUGAGUCACGUCCACAGACAGAGGAGUCGCGUCUGAAUAGUGAGGCAGGUAAAGCAAGAUAUUUUGACAACCACUGGCCAGAUCUCAUUCAGAAGGUCACAGAUUUUAGGAUUAUUGCAGAUAAACUGCGUCAGCAGGACAUAAUUCAUGAGGAACAAUAUUCAGAAAUCAGACAGAGUUUAACCAGUCAGGACGGCAUGAGAACGAUCUGUGACAUUAUACGUAAACACGAUGAUGCUGUGAAAGCUAAACUCAUCUCAAUUCUUCAGGAAGAGAAGCUUUACCACUUUUAAAACAUUGGUCUGAUUUUACAUUUAGGGCUCGAGGAGCAUCUUUUUAAACUUAACGUUUCAAAACAGCAACCUCAGUCCGAAGGCUCGUCCUCUAGAAAAAAAAUGGUUUAUCAAAAUAUACUUAGUCAGCAAUUAAAUCUUUCAAAAUAUUAAGUGAUUGUAACAUUACAAAUAAAUCUCAGGUUUUGUAUGUCUAAGUUAAUGGCAGGUAAACUGUCAAAGCAAAUUUAGAGGAAAAUUUAUAUUUAUGUUUAUCUAAAUGUGUAUUUCAUGCUUGUACAUAUGUUUUAUACAUCAGAAAUUCAACAACAUUUUGAGAUAUUUCAGUUUUUUUUUUUUCAUUUUUAGUUUAGUUUAGUUUAACAUCAACUUAACCUGUUAACCCGCACCUGGACGCCGACACACUGAAAGCUCUUUUUUUGCACGUGUCAAUGUUUGCGUAUAGAUAAAAUGAAAAGGGACAUAAUUAAUCUUUACAAACUAUAUAUCAUUCUAAAGGUCUAAGCCUCAAGCAUCGACGAUAGAUCGCCGUUUUUCAAUGGAAAGCUUAUAAAGAAUGUAUUUGCUAAAUUUGUGUAAGCAGUACACAUCAAAACAUCCAAAAUAAAAACGCAGUACGUACCAGAUUUAUCAUAAUAACGAGUCAUAAACGCAUCCACUGCUGUAAAUCCCUGACUGUAU
Messenger RNA from Sinocyclocheilus grahami, 3093 nucleotides. RefSeq lists its product as uncharacterized. The transcript has 7 exons. NCBI's taxonomy places the organism in Eukaryota, Metazoa, Chordata, Actinopteri, Cypriniformes, Cyprinidae. The record is from RefSeq and is a predicted model, not a curated record. Bases 277 to 2412 code for a protein of 711 amino acids. Gene Ontology annotation, molecular function: protein binding. Gene Ontology annotation, biological process: regulation of apoptotic process.